AUGAAGUCGCCUCAGGCCCAGCGGCCAGCGGGUCAAGCGCUGGGGGAGGACGGCGGCGCGGGCCUGGCGGAGGCGCUGGGGGAGUUCGACGCGGUGCUGGCGGAGUUCUCCUGCCCCGCCGGCCGGCGCCGCUUCCACUUCGGCGAGCACCUGGAGCGCAUGAAGCGGCGGAGCAGCGCCAGCGUCAGCGACGGCAGCGGCCUCAGCGACUCGGAGAGUGCAGAUUCACUCUACAGAAAUAGUUUCAGUCUCAGUGAUGAAAAGCUUAACUCUCCAACUGCAUCUACACCAAGCUUGCCAUCUCCAUCAGUAACUCCAUGUAAAGCAAAGCUUGGAGACACAAAAGAACUGGAAGACUUCAUUGCUGAUCUUGACAGGACACUAGCAAGUAUGUGAAAUGAAUCUUUGGCAUCACGCUUGCCUGUGAAUGUUCUCUGAAGACUAAGUGACAUCAAUCACUGAGAACUGCUGCCCUUAUCUGAUAACUUUGCUACCCCAGAUAUUCACCUUCUGAACAUAACCUUUGUAAACUCCGACAAGUAUUUAACUGGCAACAUCAGUUCUGUUACUUUGCAGCAGAUGGAA
Messenger RNA from Gavia stellata (red-throated loon), 585 nucleotides. It is a transcript of the gene RGCC, whose product is annotated as regulator of cell cycle. NCBI's taxonomy places the organism in Eukaryota, Metazoa, Chordata, Aves, Gaviiformes, Gaviidae. The record is from RefSeq and is a predicted model, not a curated record. Gene Ontology annotation, biological process: regulation of cell cycle. The transcript has 5 exons. Gene Ontology annotation, molecular function: protein kinase binding; protein kinase activator activity. Bases 1 to 396 code for a protein of 131 amino acids. Gene Ontology annotation, cellular component: cytoplasm.